Molecule: messenger RNA, 231 nt
Organism: Thelazia callipaeda (thelaziosis nematode)
Lineage: Eukaryota; Metazoa; Nematoda; Chromadorea; Rhabditida; Thelaziidae
Source: the annotation of a GenBank genome assembly
AUGAAGAAAAGAGUAUCAACUGAUAUUCAGUGGCAAAUAAUUCGAAAAACUUCGUCGUUUUUACGACGUCAGCGUGGAAUUCCAAAGCAUUUCAGCAGAGAACGUUUUAAUUUGAAAGGUGUUAACAGUAUUCGGUACAAUGGGUUGAUUAACAAGAAAGGUUUAGAUAUCCAAGCAACAGAUGAUGGCAAAGGCAUUGUGAUUAAUAUGAAGAAAAGAAGUAGGUUUUAA